AUGUCGGACGAACACUUCGCUAUCAAAUUAGAGUUGCCCGCACAGCUCGACGCAUUCAGUUUCAGCUUCACUACGACGAAACCAGGUCCUGUAAAAAUUGAAAUCUCCAUUGACAAGCAAUUACCGAUACCCCACAUACGUAGCUUCGGCUGGACUAGUACUACGGGUACUACUGCUCGGCGUGAAGUGGUUGACGAGAGCGAGACGGAACCGGAGUCACCUGCAACUGUCAAGUGCCAGAAGGAAGUGGUUGACGAGAGUGAGACGGAACCGGAGUCACCUGCGACAAUCAAGAGCCAGAAGGUUAUCGAGUAUCGACCACCCAAGCACAAGCUUACCCCAGUUCAGCCUACAUCCCAAGUUGAUUGGACUAGUACUCUGGGUCUGAGUCCGAUGUCGAACGAAUUAGAAACACCCCAGAGCUUUACUCGAUGGUAUCAUGAUGCUAAACAAAGUAGCCUUCAAGCUCGUAUAGAUGAAGCUGGCGUAGAGACUCCUCCUUUCAAGCGACAACGCCGGUCUCCUAGCUAG
Suillus clintonianus is the source of this 531-nucleotide messenger RNA. RefSeq lists its product as uncharacterized. The transcript has 3 exons. The record is from RefSeq and is a predicted model, not a curated record. Bases 1 to 531 code for a protein of 176 amino acids. NCBI's taxonomy places the organism in Eukaryota, Fungi, Basidiomycota, Agaricomycetes, Boletales, Suillaceae.